CUUGACUGCCGCUGGCUUCACUCGCCGCUGUGCGCCUGAUUAUUUUUACGCCGUCGAGUCUGGCGGUGAAAUCCAGGUCAUCUCCGCCGGAUCGCCAGCCAGCGCGGCUCAGACUUCUGCUCUCCGCGGACUCACAGUGUCAUUAACUCAUUCCACUUUGCAGAGUGAGCUUGCGGUCUGAAGGAUGAGGUGGGGUGCAUUGAUUAGCAUGCUGCUACGCUGAGAAGAGUUUAUCCACCCAGGAAGAGCGGCAGCAGCUACUGAAUCCCUUCCUGAAUUGGCUUUUAGACACCUGCUCUGAAUCUUUCGCUCGCUCACUCUCACACAGCUAUGGCUGGCUGGCUCUGGCUGGGAGGGUAAUCGGUAGAGGGCAGCGGCCGGAGCAGGAGCCAUGGACUUAUGAGGUGAGAAUGGCAGCACGUCGGCUGUUUGGCCCCCAGGAGCCCUCAGGCGAUUGGAGCCAAUAACGUGGGUCCACACACACACAUACGGGCCGAGCGGCAGGAGCAGUAUGCAGGAGGCUGACCUACCGGCCACCAAUGCUUUCACAGAGUGCAGAUUCCUGUGCACUAACGGCAGAUGUCUGAACCUGGGCUCGCAGGUCUGUGAUCAGCUCAACCACUGUGGAGACAACAGUGAUGAGGAGCACUGCCCCAUCUCCACCCAGCAUCCUGCAUCUGCCAUCUUCAGCUCUGAACUGGAGUUUGUGCAGAUCGUGAUCAUAAUCGUCGUGAUGACUGUGAUGGUCGUGGUGGUCGUGUGUCUGCUCAACCACUACAAGCUCACCACAUGGUCGUUCCUGAGCCGGGCUAGUCAGGCACAGAGUCAGGAUCUCUCUCUGCAGCCGGAGGGUUCUCUGUGGCCAUCAGAUAAUGGGCUGAGACAAGGAGCAUCUGAGGUGGUGUAUGGUCCUCAGCCAAGGGACCGCUUCACCGCUCCCACUUUCAUGCAGCACAACCGCUUCAGACGUUUCCAGCCUACCUACCCAUACCUGCAGCAAGAGAUCGAUCUGCCGCCCACCAUCUCUCUGUCAGACGGAGAGGAGCCGCCGCCGUACCAGGGCCCCUGCACACUGCAGCUGAGAGACCCCGAACAGCAGCUCGAGCUCAACCGAGAGUCGGUACGCGCUCCGCCUAACCGGACCAUCUUCGACAGGGACCUCAUUGACAUGCACAGUUCAGGUGGUGGCGGUGGGCCGCGACCUCCCAGUAGCAACUCUGGGAUCAGCGCGGCCAGCUUCAGUACCCAUGGACGCAUGGAGGGCCCUCCGCCCGCUUACAGUCAAGUAAUUGGGCAGCAGUCGGGCAUCGUACUUUACCUCCACCAGCACAGCAAUAACCCGCCCAUCCCCAUCACUGUGCAGACUCCGCCCAGGGGCCGGACAGAUUUAAACAGCCCAGAGAGCACAAUAGCGCUGAGCAAAGACCUACAGAGGGAGGAGCUAGUGUGAGGGGGCGGGGCUAGCACACGAUUGGGCAAUCGCGAUCACUCUCCACUCACAAAGGGAACGGGUUCUCCCUCUUGACACUCCCGUGCACAACAGCGCUUAAUGCGUCUUCGCGACGAAAGCGAAACCAUGUGGUUUUUUUUGUGUUUUUUUUAAAUAACAAUAUGGAGCUGAGCUUACGAAAGAAAACAUUACAUUUGUUUUCUGUCAGUCCAGCUGCGCUAAAACUGGGGUUUAUGCACUGCCUGGAGUCUCGAGUUAUUUCUCUGUAUUACUUCUGUAUAGCCGACAAAUGUAGAGAAAGUUAUUCGUGCACAAGACAGGAUUUUAGUUGUUGUUGUUCUUGUUGGUUUUAUUGUUGUAUUCCUCUUGAAUGCCCCCCUUCUGCCCAAACCACACGUGAUAUACUACUAGCUGUGUGGAUAGAAAUUUCUUUUUUCUUUCUUUUUUCUUUUUUUUAUUUAAAGACCGAGAUCUGUGCAGCAUGAACAAAACAAAUGCGAAAAAGGGUGAAAAUCCAAAUCCUAGUGCCAAGGUUUAUGUGGAAGGUGUCAUAGGGGCGUUGACUGUCUUAAAGACUUGUUAUACAUUUAAAUCAAAACCCUUUUCUGAACUUUGCACUAUUGUUGAGGUUAAUCCGAGAAAUUUGGGAAUGGGGGAGGGGGGGAUGUGAUAUACGUGUUUACUUGUAUGUACUGUCGUUUUCGUGUAGUUCCGAUUAUAUGCUUCAGUGCGAGCUUUCUACCAGAGGGAAGUGAUCUUGUCUGUCUUCAGCACAAGAAAAAUCUCUGAUCCAGCCUAAAAUAACCUUGAUCUAAAAGAGACACAGAAUACAGAGAGUCUGCUCUACUCUCAUCUAUCCUCACCACUGACACGUUCUGCCGCUUUCACAGACUCCAGCUGAUCUGAGUUCAGUUGGCUGGUGGCACGGUUGACAUUUUGCCUAAAAAAUUCACUUCACUAAGAGAACUGAACAGGUUUGACACGUUUUGAGAUUUUUACUUUUUUUCU
Messenger RNA from Sinocyclocheilus rhinocerous, 2458 nucleotides. It is a transcript of the gene ldlrad4b, whose product is annotated as low density lipoprotein receptor class A domain containing 4b. Gene Ontology annotation, biological process: negative regulation of transforming growth factor beta receptor signaling pathway. The transcript is spliced from 7 exons. NCBI's taxonomy places the organism in Eukaryota, Metazoa, Chordata, Actinopteri, Cypriniformes, Cyprinidae. Bases 512 to 1450 code for a protein of 312 amino acids. Gene Ontology annotation, molecular function: R-SMAD binding. The record is from RefSeq and is a predicted model, not a curated record. Gene Ontology annotation, cellular component: Golgi membrane; early endosome membrane.